Molecule: messenger RNA, 567 nt
Organism: Parastagonospora nodorum SN15
Lineage: Eukaryota; Fungi; Ascomycota; Dothideomycetes; Pleosporales; Phaeosphaeriaceae
Exons: 3
Coding region: 1-567 (188 amino acids)
Biological process (GO): regulation of protein localization; endosome organization
Cellular component (GO): BLOC-1 complex; endosome
Source: RefSeq, a predicted model, not a curated record
AUGCCUACCACCCAAUCUUACUACUCCUCAUACCCUCAGAACUCAUAUCCCAUCCAAGUCCCACAGAAGCCUGGUUACUACUACCCGCCUCAGCACACUUAUGGUCGUGUGUCAGGAUCGCCACCAGAGGCACCAGAUAGCGUCACAACUUCCGGUGUAGCAUCCUACGAGCCAUCGGCAGCAUCCAGCAACUACGCCGGCAGCGCGAGCGACUAUGAAUCCACCAAUGGCGCCACGUCCGUGGACCUCCUCGACUACAUGGGUAACCGCCUGAACGGCUCGUUCGACCCAAUGCCAUUGGACCGUAGUCUCGCAAAGCAAGCGCAAACAUCCGGUGAGCUCAACGCCAAGCACCGCGAACUUCUUGAACUACAGCAACUGGCUCAGCGAAGACUCAUGGGCGCUCAAGCUAGCUUUGCUGAGGGCAUGAAAGCUGCAAAGGAAGUGCAGAAAGAUCUGCAAUGGACACAGAAGCGGGUAGAUGCUCUCAAUGACCGCGCAGCUCGCAAAUACCCAGAGCAAUUCAGGUCUGCUCAGCGACGCUACCCUGCGCCAGUCGACUACUAG